This is a messenger RNA of Pelobates fuscus (common spadefoot toad), 810 nucleotides long. RefSeq lists its product as uncharacterized. Lineage: Eukaryota; Metazoa; Chordata; Amphibia; Anura; Pelobatidae. The transcript is spliced from 6 exons. Bases 1 to 810 code for a protein of 269 amino acids. The record is from RefSeq and is a predicted model, not a curated record.
AUGGAUAGAAGCUUUAAAGAAAUUGUACACCAAAUGAUCUAUUGCAAGGAGCAAGAAACUGUCUCAGCCAAGUGCCCUGAAGAAGAGAUGAGCAUCACAGAGAUUCUUAAAGAUUUGGAAGUAAUCCUUGAGAAAGAGCUAGAGAACAAUAGCAGUUCAGACAUUGGAAAUUUAAGUGGUUUUGGUCCAGAGAAUGAGACGGAUGACAAGAUGCUGCCUCUGGAUUAUAACAAACAUCAAGUCUGGCACUAUCCAGCACCAACAUCUUUGAGCCCAAUUAAAGAAGAAACAAUUCUGACCCCUUCCUAUGACCCUUCAUUGAAUUGUGAGACCAAUGCACAAGGUAUCUUUGGAUUACAAGAAUUGAGAAAAAUUUUAUCACCAGUAGAAAACAAUCAUAAAGGGGCUGUUAAGUACAUUUCAGCAAGUGCCUACAAACGUAUGACAGGAGACAAACUGCAUAGUAUGCAUCAAUUUCAUUUAAAAGCUCAAAUAUCCAAGCGGAAAAAUGUUGACAUUUUUAGCAAACCACCUUCAUUUGAAUGCUCUGAAUUCUCAGAUGAGCCAUUUUGCUCAUCACCAUGUGAUGAAAAAGAAAUGGAUACUAUAUAUAAAUAUGAAAACAGAUUUGCAAACACUCUUCAUAAUGGCAGUCCUGUCUCAAAUGAGUCUCCUACAAUAGGGAAUUCUCAAUCUGUGCAAGUUAAUCAGAGUUUAGACAAUGCAACAGACUUUCUAGACUGGUCUUCUUUGGAUACAGACAGCACCAUUGAACAGCCUACCAUACUAGCGAUUGAGUCCCCGAUUUAA